Molecule: messenger RNA, 973 nt
Organism: Acanthisitta chloris (rifleman)
Lineage: Eukaryota; Metazoa; Chordata; Aves; Passeriformes; Acanthisittidae
Gene: MTHFD2
Product: methylenetetrahydrofolate dehydrogenase (NADP+ dependent) 2, methenyltetrahydrofolate cyclohydrolase
Exons: 7
Biological process (GO): tetrahydrofolate interconversion
Cellular component (GO): mitochondrion
Molecular function (GO): methylenetetrahydrofolate dehydrogenase (NADP+) activity; methenyltetrahydrofolate cyclohydrolase activity; methylenetetrahydrofolate dehydrogenase (NAD+) activity
Source: RefSeq, a predicted model, not a curated record
GGAUGAAGCAGUUGUGAUCUCGGGGAGGAAGUUGGCACGGCAGAUCCGGCAGGAAGCUCGUCACGAGGUGGAGCAGUGGGUAGCAGCAGGAAACAAGAGGCCUCACCUCAGUGUCAUCCUCGUGGGAGAAAACCCAGCCAGUCACUCCUAUGUCCUCAACAAGACCAAAGCUGCUGCUGACGUGGGAAUCAGCAGUGAGACCAUCCUCAGACCAGCUUCCAUCACCGAGGAGGAGCUGCUGGAUUUGAUCAGCAACCUCAAUAAUGAUGCCAACGUGGAUGGCCUCUUGGUACAGCUUCCCCUGCCUGAACACAUCGAUGAGCGCAAGGUUUGCAACGCAGUGAGCCCAGAGAAGGAUGUUGAUGGUUUCCACGUGAUCAACGUGGGACGUAUGUGCCUGGACCAAUACUCCAUGCUGCCUGCCACGCCCUGGGGCGUGUGGGAGAUCAUCAAGAGGACUGGCAUCCCAACGCUGGGGAAGAACGUGGUGGUGGCUGGCAGGUCGAAGAACGUGGGCAUGCCCAUUGCCAUGCUGCUGCACACCGACGGCAGGCACGAGCGCCCCGGAGGUGAUGCCACAGUGACAAUAUCCCAUCGCUACACUCCCAAGGAGGAGCUGAAGCAGCACACGAUCCGUGCGGAUAUCGUGGUGGCAGCAGCAGGCAUCCCCAACCUGAUCACAGCUGAUAUGAUCAAAGAAGGAGCUGCAGUGAUUGAUGUGGGGAUAACCAGAGUGCAGGAUCCUGUCACAGCCAAGUCAAGGCUGGUUGGGGAUGUGGAUUUUGAAGGGGUGAAGAAGAAGGCAAGUUACAUCACCCCAGUCCCCGGGGGCGUCGGGCCGGUCACGGUGGCCAUGCUCAUGAAAAACACCAUUAUCGCCGCCAAGAAGCUGCUGAAACCCAAAGAGCUGGAAGCAUUAACUGCUUAAUGUGGGACCUUUAGCACUGAAAAACCAACAUUCCAAACUGACUCC